GACAAAGUUGGCCGGGAUGCGGGUCCGUGAGCCAAGCUACUGACAGCGUGGGUGGAAUAUAUGUUGGUAGCUUUUGAUCAUGAAAAUAAGAAAGUGCGUUUGUUGCUAAGUGGAGAAGACGUUCUUCAUACUCUGCAAGAGAAGGGGGAAAGGAUUAACCCCAACCACCCAACACUCUGGCGACCAGAGUAUGGAAGGUAUAUGAUUGAAGGGACACCUGGGCAGCCGUAUGGAGGAACAAUGUCUGAAUUCAACACUGUACAAGACAACAUGAGGAAACGACGACUGGAAGCUGCUUCUGUACUGAAAGAAAAUGAGGCUGUUUGCACUGUAACAUCCUUUCCAAGGCUAGGGUGUCCAGGAUUCACCCUACCAGAACAUGAGCCAACACCAGUAGAAGGAGGAGUAUCAAAGUCUCUGUUCUUUCCAGAUGAAGCCAUCAACAAACAUCCUAGAUUUAGUACACUGACAAGAAACAUUCGACACCGGAGAGGAGAGAAAGUAGUGAUAAAUGUACCAAUAUUUAAAGACAAGAACACACCAUCACCAUUCACUGAAAUAUUUCCCAAUGAUGAUGGCGAAGCAGCUAAAGCAGCUAAACCAGACCAUAUAUACAUGGAUGCCAUGGGUUUUGGAAUGGGCAACUGCUGCCUUCAGGUAACAUUCCAGGCUUGCAGCAUUUCUGAAGCAAGAUAUCUUUAUGAUCAGCUAGCUACAAUCUGUCCCAUUGUGAUGGCAUUAAGUGCUGCAUCUCCGUUCUACAGAGGCUAUGUGUCAGAUAUUGAUUGUCGCUGGGGAGUAAUCUCUGCAUCCGUAGAUGAUCGAACACGAGAGGAGAGAGGGUUGGAGCCACUGAAGAACAAUCGUUAUAGAAUCAGUAAAUCCAGAUACGAUUCCAUAGACAGUUACCUUUCUGAAUGCGGUGAAAAAUACAAUGACAUUGAUUUGACCAUUGACAAAGAAAUCUAUGAACACCUAGUAAAAGAAGGAAUUGAUCAUCUUUUGGCACAGCACAUUGCUCACUUGUUUAUUCGAGACCCAUUGACUUUGUUUGAAGAGAAAAUACAUCUGGAUGAUGCAAAUGAGUCUGACCAUUUUGAGAAUAUUCAGUCCACAAAUUGGCAGACAAUGAGAUUUAAACCACCUCCUCCGAAUUCAGAUAUUGGCUGGGGAGUAGAAUUCAGGACCAUGGAGGUUCAGUUAACAGACUUUGAAAAUUCUGCAUAUGUUGUGUUUGUAGUAUUGCUAACCAGAGUGAUUCUGUCAUAUAAACUGGAUUUUCUCAUCCCUUUAUCUAAGGUUGAUGAAAAUAUGAAGGUAGCCCAGAAACGAGAUGCUGUCCGGCAGGGGAUGUUUUAUUUCAGAAAAGAUAUUUGUAAAGGUGGAAAUGCUGUUGUGGAUGGAUGUGGCCCAGCUCAGAAUGGGACAGACACAGAUGCAGAAGAGUACAUCUUAAUGAGCAUAGAUACUAUCAUCAAUGGGAAGGAAGGGGUCUUUCCUGGUUUAAUCCCUGUUCUGAACUCUUACCUUGAAAACAUGGAAGUGGAUGUGGACACAAGAUGCACCAUUCUGAACUACCUGAAGUUAAUAAAGAAAAGAGCCUCUGGAGAGUUAAUGACAGUUGCCCGAUGGAUGAGGGAGUUUGUUGCUAAUCAUCCUGACUACAAGCAAGAUAGUGUGAUAACUGAUGAAAUUAAUUAUAGCCUGAUUUGGAAGUGCAACCAGAUCGCACAAGGACGGACAGAGUGCCCUGAAUUACUUGGAGCAGGAUUUAACAAAAAACACAGUGGAAUUAAAAGUGGUUCUUCUUAAUGAAAUGCUUUCUAGCAGUUGUGGAAAGUGUAAGCAUUCUAGUGAAGCACUAGGUAUAGUACUGUGAUUCCAGUACAGCUUUGUGGUGUGAAGACCAAAACAGGUAAAACUGCACUAUGAAAAGGGCCAAUCUGCCUAAAUAUUUGUUUAAGGCUUCAUAAAAUGGGUAUAUUCUUAUUGAUGAGGUUUCUACAGUGUACCUGUAAAUAGUAAAAUAUUUUUAUGAUUAACAUCAAUGUAUUUUAAUAACAUUGUACCUAAAGUUAUUGUGAACCGGCUUGUAACUUUUUUAUGCUUAUUCUGGAAAAAAGGACUGUCCUGAACAGCUAUGUAAAUGUAAUGUAAUGGUACUUGUAAAUUUAUAUAUGCAUUCCAGAUAUUGAAUGUUUACUGUAAUUUUUUUUUGUUACCUGGAAUGUACUAAAUAAUCUACCUUAUUUUAAAGAGUUUUUGGGGACCUGACUCCCAGACUUCCCUUCCCAGUCUGUUUUUGAAGGCUAUUUAAAAGAAAUGAACAUAUUCUACCUAUUCCACUUUGCAGGAAUCCCUCAGGUGCCACAAUACCUGCAUGCACUCAUCAACCACAAAACCAGUAGAAUUUGUUCAGCCUUCUCUCAAAUAUGCAAAAUCUUUCUGUUUCCUGAUAGCCAGAGCCCCAAGAAUAGGCUUGCUUCAUACCCUACAAGAAUCAUUUGCACAACCACACACCAUGUGCUCUUAAAGCACACUUUAUAGAAUGUAGGGUUGGGGGUUUUGUUUUUUUAAUUCUGUUAAUUCCUCAUACUCCAGUAAUUUCCCGAAACUGAUUUUUGCCUACAGCUUAUGUUUUAAACAAAAGGGGCAGGGAAGCAGGGGAAGGGCGGAAGAGCUGGAAUAUUGAGAAAUGUUUAAGUGAGAUGAAGCGUUCUGGAUGCCAGAUCUAUUUUGUGCAGCUAAUUAUUUUCCCCCUCUUCAAUUGCUGCUGUUUCUAAACAAUAUGUUGAGGAGCACAUAAAAUAAAUAGUACAACAAAUGAGACAGGUAUUUGUUCCUCUUUGGUUAUGUCUCUCACCCCUAAUUAUAUUUAAGGUAUUGCUUGUUAGCAUGCUCAUUUCCUAUAAACUACUUUGAAAGGUAGCAGAGAGUUGUAAAAGAAGCCUAAUUCUUGCAUUAAAUAGUUUGAAAGAAAAUCAUGAAAUGCACUAAUCCUUUGAAUCAGGAGCCUAAAGUAUAGGGAGACUGUAAAUAAUUUAAAACUUGCCCAUUAGAGCUGUGUAUAACUUUAAGUUUCAUGGGGGCUUUUUACUUUGUUUCCUAACUGGCUUCUUAAAGUGACUUACUGCCUGGUAGAUUAUGCAAAGCUUAAUACAAGCAUAUAUAAAUACCUAAUAUGUAAUUUUUAAAAGGAACUAAUGGAAAUUUGCAGUGAAGCUCACCAGGAAACAGCUUGUAUGUAUUGAUAUUAGAAUUUGUGCUGUGUUCAUAGGUGUGGUUUAGAGAAUAAAAGAAUGCUUCUUUCUGCUACUGGUGAUUUUAUUUCAAUCGAGAUGUAAGUGACAGGUGUUUGCCCAUUUUAGUU
This is a messenger RNA of Alligator sinensis (Chinese alligator), 3370 nucleotides long. It is a transcript of the gene GCLC, whose product is annotated as glutamate-cysteine ligase catalytic subunit. Gene Ontology annotation, cellular component: glutamate-cysteine ligase complex. Gene Ontology annotation, biological process: glutathione biosynthetic process. NCBI's taxonomy places the organism in Eukaryota, Metazoa, Chordata, Crocodylia, Alligatoridae. Gene Ontology annotation, molecular function: glutamate-cysteine ligase activity. Bases 61 to 1812 code for a protein of 583 amino acids. The transcript is spliced from 16 exons. The record is from RefSeq and is a predicted model, not a curated record.